This is a messenger RNA of Colletotrichum karsti, 1635 nucleotides long. Its product is annotated as hexose transporter protein. The transcript has 9 exons. Bases 1 to 1635 code for a protein of 544 amino acids. Gene Ontology annotation, molecular function: carbohydrate:proton symporter activity. NCBI's taxonomy places the organism in Eukaryota, Fungi, Ascomycota, Sordariomycetes, Glomerellales, Glomerellaceae. Gene Ontology annotation, cellular component: membrane. The record is from RefSeq and is a predicted model, not a curated record. Gene Ontology annotation, biological process: carbohydrate transport; transmembrane transport.
AUGGGUCCCUUCUCGAAGAUCAAGGGCUCGAAGCCCAACCGAGAAGCUACUGCACAUGCUCAAGAGGAAGCCCCCGAGUUCGAGCAUGUCACUUGGUAUCGCGAUCCUGGGCUAAGGAAGCUGUACUGGCACGCCUUCAUCCUCUGCAUCGCUUCUGCUAGCACUGGCUAUGAUGGGAUGUUCUUCAACUCUGUCCAGAACUUCGAAUCAUGGAAGGAGUACUUUGACUACCCGAGCGACCACCUCCUUGGUCUACUGGCUGCGCUUUAUCAGAUUGGCAGUCUAGGUUCCAUCCCAAUCGUCCCGUACUUCACGGAUCAUUGGGGCCGUCGACUGCCUAUCGUCAUCGGAGGUGUGAUCACCAUUGCCGGUGCUGCGCUCCAGGCCUUCUGCCAGAAUAUGGGGGGUUUCAUGGGUGGUCGAGUCCUGCUUGGCUUCGGGAAUUCAUUCUCCCAGAUGGCUUCGCCGAUGCUUCUCACGGAAAUCGCCCACCCUCAACAUCGAGCAAGGCUCACUACCGUGUAUAACUGCCUUUGGAAUGUUGGAGCUCUACUUGUCGCGUGGACAUCCUUCGGUACCGACUUCAUGGACAAUGAGUGGUCGUGGAGAAUCCCAGCUCUCUUGCAGGCCCUCCCAUCGGUCAUUCAAGUGAUUGGGAUCUGGUGGGUACCUGAGUCGCCACGAUAUUUGAUCGCCAACGACAAGCUUGACCAGGCUAUGACGAUUCUGGCCAAGUACCACGCCAACGGAAAUGUGGAGCAUCCGACUGUGAAGUUCGAGUAUCGUGAGAUCACUGAAACCAUCAAGAUGGAACAGGCUGCCAAGGAGCACAGCAGUUAUCUCGAUUUCUUCCGCACUCCCGGCAACCGAUAUCGGUUUAUGAUCCUUAUAUCGCUCGGGAUUUUCAGUCAGUGGUCCGGGAACGCAAUAAUUUCCAAUUACACGAAUAUCCUGUACGAAAAUGCUGGUAUUCCCGGCUCGACAGAAAAGCUUGGCCUUUCCGCCGGCUCAUCAAUGGUUUCUCUCAUUGUUUCCCUCUCCUUCGCGCUUCUGGUUGAUAAAUUCGGCCGCCGACCCAUCUUUCUUCUCUCGACAGGAGGCAUGUUUGGCACGUUCAUCUUCUGGACCCUUACCUGCGCUCUUUACGAAGAGUACGGUUCACCGGGCGCAAACCAUGCCAUGAUCUUCUUUAUCUGGGUAUUUAACGUCGCAUAUGCGAUCGCGUGGUCUGGCCUCCUGAUCAGUUAUGCCGUCGAGAUUCUACCUUACACGUUGCGAGCUAAGGGAUUGAUGAUUCUGAACGUCGCGAUUCAGUCAGCGCUGACGCUCAAUAACUACGCUAAUCCAGUCGCUUUGGACUACUUCGAAGGCGAGACCUGGAAGCUGUACCUCAUCUACACAUGCUGGAUCUUCCUUGAGCUCUGCUUCGUCUUCUUCAAGUAUGUUGAGACGAAGGGGCCGACUCUUGAGGAACUUGCCAAAGUUAUCGACGGAGCGCACGCGCAAGUGGCACAACUUGAUAUCCAGCAAAUUGAGAAGGAGUCACAAAUUCGUAAUGGUCGUGAUAGUGAGAACGCGGACGGUGUGUCUCGGAUUAUUCAGUCUACAGACGGCAAAGACCUCCACCGGAACUGA